This is a messenger RNA of Penicillium riverlandense, 771 nucleotides long. RefSeq lists its product as uncharacterized. The record is from RefSeq and is a predicted model, not a curated record. Bases 1 to 771 code for a protein of 256 amino acids. Lineage: Eukaryota; Fungi; Ascomycota; Eurotiomycetes; Eurotiales; Aspergillaceae. The transcript has a single exon.
AUGACGACAGGAUGCGGAGUGCUUUACAACUUUUGUGGUCUGCAUGCAGGCAUAGAGUCGAUAGGGAGCCCUCGUGCACUGGUGCAGAGACUCUUGUUUCAUCUUCUGCACCUAUUCCCGGAAGUGCUCGAGAAGGGUGAUCGGGAGCUUUUUAAUGCGGAGAUCUUUAUUGCAGCGAAGUCUGACCUUGACAUCUCAUGGCGAAUCUUCCUUGAAUGUUUCCGAGUUGUUCGUUUUGACCUUGUCUAUAUUGUGGUGGAGGGUAUUGACUGGACAAGAGCCGCAAAUGUGAAUGGAGACUUUAGGAUGCUGGUCGACCGAUUCAAGGAUCUAUCUGCUCCAGAAGCUUUGGAGCAAAAGAAACUCAAGGUGAUGAUCACAUCGACGAGACCGGACGGAGGGGCCGACCUUGCCUUUGGUAGUUCCUCACAAGAUAGAGAGGCUACAGAUACCCGUUUACUUCUUCGGACUCCGCGGGUGGCUGAACGAAGCCGACGCGAGUUUGUUCAUCUGCCCAGUAGGAAAAGGAUCUCAGCUGCGCGGCGAAGACCUCUGGCGCACAGUGAAGCAAGCCAAACAGUGUCCGUCGCUCAAAGUCUGUGUAAUCCGAGUGAUUUCAUUCCAUCUGAUCACGAAAAGGGGUCUGUGCCAUCCUCUGCAAUGGAUAGCUAUGGGAAAGAAUCAGAUAGUGGGAGCGAGUUUGAUAUAUUCGAGCGGCCUUCAAAGCAGAAGGAAGAAGCAGAACAAAAAAAGAUAUGCAGGAGGGUAUAA